AGAGAGAGAGAGAGAGAGAGAGAAAGAGAAAAAAAGAGAGAGAAAAAGAGGGUGGUUAUACGGCAUGCGGUCUUGAGAGUAGGCACAAACAGGUGGCGAAGCGAGAUCGCUCGCGGACGACUUGGCGGAAGCUGGCGGAAGAGAGGGUGGAUGAGAAGGAGGGAGGAGGCAAAUGACGCGUGCGACGAGAUACGCACGCAGGAGUAACAGAUGCUACGGCGCGGCUUUCGAUAAAUCCACGUAAAAGUUGGCGUCUUCAAAACCGAUCGAGAUACAUCCUUGACACUUAACUUUAGUACACAAGGUGUUAUUUUCUACACUAUUGGAACCUAAACAAGGUAAUCUGGACAAUCAAUCACCGCUGUGAAGAUCAACUCGAGGGAAGCAUCCUUCUGCUAACGACCUGUGAUCAUGCUCAGUCCCAAAAUGCAAAAAACUGUGAGAGUAAAUGACGCUCAACUAGUCAUGCUUUCGGAGAAAGCCCAUUACGAUCAUUCGCUGUCGGGUUAUUUGCACAAGCGGACAGCUGACUCCACUAAAUGGCAACAACGAUGGUUUGUUCUCUACCAGAAUUUGCUAUUCUAUUACGAGAGCGAGAACUGUUCACGACCCAGUGGCGUCGUUCUGCUGGAGGGCUGCUAUUGCGAUCGACUCAUCACCGCCAAAGGCAAAGAGCCGGAUAAACAGCACUGUUUCGCGAUAUCGUACAGGAGAGAGAACCAACGGCAAUACGAGCUAAAAGCGGCCACAGAGACGGACUGCAAAACAUGGAUCGAUGCGAUACGAGAAGCUAGCUUCAACAAAUUGUUGCUGCAGAAAGAGGAGCUCGAACAGAAGCAUUUGCACCUGUUGCAAAUCGUCGAGAGCGAGAAAACGGCUAAGUGGCAGUACACUCAGCAAUGUGAAGAAUUGGCGUCAGAAAUAAAAAAGCUCCGAGCAGAGCUGUUCGCCCUGAAAAAGGAGCUAAGGCCCUCCAUAGUGCCGGCAUACCAUAGUAGUCGGCCGAUGGUUCAAAGAACCAUGUCCCAAGGUACCGGAAGUUUAUCUUUCGGUAGUAUUCCCGAUCCCGAAUUUGCGUGCGCAGACGCACCCGGAUUACAUGGUAUCGCGGAGGGCUCUGUUGAAAUGCAAAAGAUCAAGAAAGUUCAAAGCUUCUUCAGAGGAUGGCUGUGCCGUCGACGUUGGAAACAGAUCGUUGAGCAAUAUAUCAAGAGUCCGCAUGCAGAAAGCAUGCGCAAGCGGAACAGUCUAGUAUUUCAAAUGGUGGAGGCCGAGGAGGAGUACACGGAGCAGAUGGAAGUUUUAGUAAGCUGUUUUCUGAGGCCUUUCAAGAUGGCUGCCAGUUCAAAGAAACCCCCAUGUAGUCACGAGGACGUGAAUAGCAUAUUUUUGAAUAGCGAGACCGUGCUGUUUCUUCAUCAGAUCUUCCUGAAGGGUCUUACUUCUCGUAUGGAGAGCUGGCCCACUUUAGUUUUAGGUGAUUUGUUCGACAUGCUGCUACCGAUGUUAUCGAUAUAUCAAGAGUACGUGCGUAAUCACCAUUAUAGCCUUCAAGUGUUGACUGAGUGCAAGCAAUCGUCACCCCCGUUCGUAGCAUUGCUCAAUAGGUUGGAGAACAAGACUGCCUGCCACGGACGAUCCCUGGAGAUCUUUCUAACGUAUCCUAUGCAUCAGAUUCCAAGAUACAUAAUUACUUUGCACGAGUUAUUGGCGCACACGCCAUACGAUCACGUGGAACGUAAGAGCCUUCAGAAUGCCAGGCAACAGCUGGAGGAUCUCUCGAGACAAAUGCAUGACGAGGUCAGCGAGACUGAAAAUCUAAGAAAGAAUCUAGCUGUAGAGCGGAUGAUCGUCGAAGGAUGCGAUAUUUUGCUGGAUGUCAAUCAAGUAUUCGUUCGACAGGGUACGCUCGUACAACUCAUAGACAAACCGCGUGGUGCGCGAAGCAGAUUAAGCGCUACUUUUGGUGGUAAAUCCUCAAGCGACAAAGAGGUUGUCAGACAGUGUUUUCUCUUCUCAAAUCAUUUGCUGCUCACGACACGUCAAUCCGAUGAUGACGGUCGCUUAAAUCUGGUCUCGCAAGUCGGCAAGAUACCUCUUUCCGACGCGAUACUGAUAGAAGAUCCGAGCGACCAGGGUGCUGUGGAUGAUGAUGGAUUGUCAGUAUGUUCGAUGUCAAGCGGCAUUAGCGAAAGUAGCGGAAGCGGCAGUGGUAGUGCGACUUCGCAAUUGCAGAAUCGCGACUUCAAGAUCUUAUUUGAUGUAAAAUCCGGUGCACCGCAAGCGACCAUUCACCUCGUGGCGCCUACUAUGCAGGAAAAAGCAGCGUGGGUCAGCGAUAUUAGCCAAUGCAUGGACAACGUUCGCUUUAACGAUCUACUUCACGGAUCGUUGUCGGACACCAGUUCCGUCACGAUGCCACAAUCUAUCCGGAACGACCCAAAGCUGUUCAAAGAUGAUGUGGACAUCAGAUUUAGUCGUACUUUGAAUUCAUGCAAAAUACCGCAGAUCCGUUCCGCGACGCCGGAACGUCUAUUGCAGCGAUUGACUGACCUCAGGUUCCUCAGUAUCGAUUUUCUCAACACAUUCCUGCUGACGUACCGAGUGUUCACCGACGGCGUCACAGUAUUGGAGGCCCUCAAGAAAGUUUUUUACGAAGCUGAACCGCCUGACGCACAAAUGCCCACUGGAUCCCUCAUGUCUUUAGAUGUGUUAGGAGCAAAUGCGAGUGAAUCACAAUUGCAUUCAGAAGAUCGAAGAAGAAGUAGUUUUUCACCGAGACGAACUAGUGGCGCAAGCUCUGUAUCAGGAUACGGAUCGGAAGUAAGUGAUAGCCGUGAUGCGAGAUCUCACGGUUCUUUUGACGCUAAUACGAGUGCAUAUAAUUCAAAGAGUCACUGGCGAUCUGGUUACAAGAAAUUAGAUGAAGAACAACCGCUUGGGCUUAUUUCCGAGACGCCGAUUAUAAAACGCAGUCCAACAUCGCAAGCAUCCAGUCCAUCUAACGCGCAAUCUCCGGUUACACCGCGAAAAGUCAGCAUUCGCGUGGAUAACAAGGAUGUUGAGAACGAUGGAUGUCACCUGACGAUACCAAAAGUAAUAGCAGUGUCGUCCAGCUCCGAAACACUUACAGAUGUUACAGUGAUUAGUGCACCGUCUUCACCCAGUAACUUGAGCUCUGUAACGCUGGUUGGUUCGACAGAAUCCGGAUCUGGAUCCGGAUCGGAUCCAAGUCCCCAAGAAGGAGGUACUUACUCACGUCGUGUCUCGGAAAUCGAUACACCUGUCGCAAUGGGAGAGGAUGCAAGAGAAGUACAAUUUACAUAUGACGACAUACCACAACCAUCACAAUCAGCUGAAUCUGCUAAACCGGAUACGCCAAGGAAAACGCCUACUUCUCCACCGAGCAAGGAAACCAAAACAAGCAGAGAGGAAUCUACGCCGAGCGAUGACGAAAGUGUGAGCUCUUUUAAACAAUCGACGCAGCAGAAUCAGCAACAACAUUAUCCGGAACAUAGGGCAUCUGUCGCUUCUGCUCCACCGUGCACCGCAAGGAGUGGUUCGAUCUCCACCAUAACUGGGAAUUAUUGGGCGAGCAGACGAUCGAUGCACGAAGAGGUUUCUUCGCAGCAUAGUAAUUAUCAGCAUGAUGUUCAGCAAGUAUCCAGCAAAGCCGGUGUAGUAAUAACUAGCUUCCGUCAGAGUCAUCGAAGCAUUGGACCUGCACCUAUCUGGAGCAGCACCUCUACGGCAGCAACCGCAUUUGCCAUCGCAACUUCUGCUUCGAGUAAUCCACCGGACAAAGGCCCCAUGAACGACGGGAAUAAUCGUAACCGGGACAAAAAUAGGAGAAAGGAGUCAGUGAUGUCGACUGCCGCGACGAUGAGAGUAUUGAACGUUCUGAGACAUUGGGUAUCUAAGCAUGCCCAGGAUUUCGAGAUGGAUCAAAAGUUAAAAAAUCUGACUAUCGAGUUCUUGGAAGAUAUCAAUUACAAUCCAAAUCUGCUGCCGGCUGAACACAAAGCGGCCAGUCAAUUAUUGAGACUAAUUACCAAGGAAGAAUCGGACACCAAUAAGGUCGAUCUGAAGAAAUUAUUAACUCCGCCAUCAGUUCAGAGUAAGGAGAGCAUCGAAACACUGUCUGCGCUCGAGAUCGCGGAACAGAUGACAUAUUUAGACUAUCAGAUAUUUGUCUCUAUCACCAGCGAAGAAUUUCUUGGACAAGCGUGGAUGAAGACGGACAAGGCAACUCGGGCGCCUCAUAUUCUUCUUAUGACGAAACGAUUCAACGAGGUGUCGCAAUUAGUCGUUUCCGAAAUUAUUCGUCGUUCUAACAUGUCGGCCAGAGUUGCGGCUAUCGAGAAAUGGACCGCGGUCGCCGAUAUCAAUAGGGUUCUGCAUAAUUACAAUGGCGUGCUACAGAUUUGCGCAGCAUUCACGAAUAGCAGCGUAUACAGGCUGAAGAAAACCUGGGAGAAAGUUCCCAAAACGACAAAGCAGACGAUAGAUAGACUGCAACAUAUCGUGUCAUCCGAUGGUCGCUUCAGAAAUUUGCGAGACGCUUUACAUCGAUGCGAUCCACCUUGUAUCCCUUACUUAGGAGUUUAUCUCACCGAUCUUUCAUUUAUCGAGGAGGGUACUCCAAACAUUACAGAAGAUGGUCUUUUGAAUUUCUCGAAAAUGCGAAUGAUCUCUCAUGUAAUUCGCGAAAUACGACAUUUCCAGCAAACCCCCUACAAGAUCGAAUUAAUCAGUAAGGUAACCAACUAUUUGUUGGACACGUCGCUCCUACUGAACGAAAAAGAUUUGUAUCGCAUGUCCUUGGAGAUUGAACCCAGAACGUCCAGGUUGAGUAGUUCCGCUUUAAUUAAUCUGCCUCCUUCAGUCAGCCAUACGUCUACGAAGUGAAUUUUAUCUCUCGUAAAGCAAUUCAACUAUAUCUUUAUUUCCUAAUGAACGAUAAAAGAAUCCUGAAAUUUCGAGAGGAUUAACUCUUUGUUGCAAGCGACCGAUCCUUAGGACGAUCGCAAAUGCGACUCGUCGCGUUUUUCACAGCCCCGUCCAUUAUUUCUGUCCACUUCUGCUUCUAACGUAACAUUCGACGUCCACUUCUGUUGUCAUUUGCGUUUCACGUUUACAAGAUAUUUGCGUAAGCAUUAGAUAAGUAAGCUCAAUAAUGAUCUCAUCGUUGCACAGAAUCGGCCUCUUUAUUCGCGGGAGAAAACUUAUCAGAAUUGUUUGAUAGGCAUAACAAUUUCAACAUAGCAAAACUGAUUAGAGUUCGACGAAAUAUUCUAGAAUUGCUAUCUCUUCCAGCUUUUAAUUAUUCUAAUAGUGUGUUUUUAAGUUUUUAAGAGAGAUCCUGUCUCUCUACCAUAAAAAAGUUGCAUAGGAGGAUGCAGAAAAAGAAAAUCAUAGAUUUUAGUAAAAACAUUUAAUAGUAAUAAAAUGUAAUAGUAAUACGAGUAUAGAGAUUUCAGAAGAUUGAAUACGGCGAAAUGGCUGUGUAAAAUCUGCUGAUGAUUACAGUACAAGAUUAAUAACGAUCGAUGAAAGAGACUUUCUUAUAAUAACAUGAUUAUGCUUAAUGUUCUCUCUCUUUCUCUCUCUCUAUCUUUCUAUCUCUCUCCGUGUUGUUGAUUCGCGAAUAAAUUAUUCAAAGCGCUCCGAAAUGUGAUCUGAAAUCAGUUUGAUCUGUCCGCUUCAAAAUAACACAUAUUUUGAGGAAUAUCCGAAUUUGUUACGAGAUAGAAACUAUCAUUGACACUGAUAAAAUUAUCUCGGCUAAAGCAACAAAAAGCCGUCACUGAUUUUAGUUUAACCCAAUUCAAUCGAGCCAGUAUUAUUACACGAGGCGUAUAUAAACAGUUCAAACGAGUACCUUUAAGAAAACAAAUGAAAAGCGCGCGUGAGAGGUGAAUGGAAAUUGUAUUUUGACAAUCAAUAGUAUAAAGAUAUUGUUGUGUUUUCCGUUUCUAAUUCUAAUUAUUGCUACGAAUAAGAAAGAAAAGAAUAAAAAAGAAAAAGAAAAAAAAGAAAAUAUCCGCAAUCUUGGAAAUUAACUUUUCAAUCAUCUCAAUUAUAUUU
This is a messenger RNA of Camponotus floridanus (Florida carpenter ant), 6087 nucleotides long. RefSeq names its product ras-specific guanine nucleotide-releasing factor 2. The transcript is spliced from 26 exons. The record is from RefSeq and is a predicted model, not a curated record. The coding region runs from base 412 to 4908 and encodes 1498 amino acids. Gene Ontology annotation, cellular component: plasma membrane. Gene Ontology annotation, biological process: positive regulation of GTPase activity; Ras protein signal transduction. Gene Ontology annotation, molecular function: guanyl-nucleotide exchange factor activity; protein binding. NCBI's taxonomy places the organism in Eukaryota, Metazoa, Arthropoda, Insecta, Hymenoptera, Formicidae.